Molecule: messenger RNA, 3202 nt
Organism: Myotis lucifugus (little brown bat)
Lineage: Eukaryota; Metazoa; Chordata; Mammalia; Chiroptera; Vespertilionidae
Gene: CCDC66
Product: coiled-coil domain containing 66
Exons: 20
Coding region: 204-3014 (936 amino acids)
Biological process (GO): cilium assembly
Cellular component (GO): photoreceptor inner segment; microtubule; cilium
Molecular function (GO): microtubule binding
Source: RefSeq, a predicted model, not a curated record
CGGCAACCGACGUACACAAGGGGCUUGGGCGUCCGUGGAGGGAGCGAGAGGUCAGGCCAUGAACUUGGGUCAGACCUUCCCAACCGCGCUCUUCGUUGACUGGCCCGCCGGAAGAUGGUUUAAAGCUUGAAACUGAAUUAUUGGAUGGAAAAACCAAGCUAAUAUUGUCUCCAUAUGAACGUAAAUCAAACAUUUCUGUAAAGAUGGGAAAUAAGACCAAGAUUGGAAAAUGUCCUUUAAGAACAAAACAAACCAGAUGCAUUCUAAAAUCAACACAAAAUACUUGUAUCAGUAGUGAAAAACUUUUGGAAAAGAAGAAAAUUGGUUCAGAAACGUCACUGGUAAAAGGUGAAAAAAAUAGUAUGGCUAAGGAUUUAUGCAAGCAGUAUGCUGAUAAAGACUGUCUUCAUAUCCGGAAAGAGAGUUCACCUACAACCCCUAAAAUACAGAAGACUGGGAACACCUUAAGUACACCUGUAAUGGCUAAACAGAAGCCUUGCAAAAAUCACAUCACAGGCGAAAAUAUGAAGAGUAGUUUGGUGUGUCUAACACAAGACCAGCUACAACAGAUUUUGAUAAAUGUAAACCACAGAAAUAGACCCACGUUCCUGACUGAGAAUGGAAAGGAGGAGGAAACAAGUCAGUACAGUCUACAUUUAAACAGUAUUCCUAAUCAGAAAAAGGAUGAGAACAUUAUGGGACUACUCCAAAAAACUGAGGUUGUUUCAUGUGUCCAAGAUGAAAAUAAAUCUGUUUUAAAUAAAAGUCAGGAGACAUCUAAGCAGUCUGAGCAUAAAAUUGCCAUAGAGAAUGUAUGGAAACCAGCGGACAUAUUCAGUACUCUGGGGGAAAGAGAACGUGAUAGAAAUUUGUUGGAAGCAAAAAAAGCCCAGUGGAGGAAAGAGCUUGAUGAACAGGUUGCUUUAAAGAAGAAAGAAAAAGAAACUCCUGAAAAAUGGAAUAAUACUUGGGAAAAAUCUGAAAGUGAUAAAAUAGUAUGGGAAAAACUUCAAAUUCUUGACCAGUCUAAGACUUCUGCUAGUGUUUCCAGCAUUCUGUCACAGUCUCCCACACAGGUAAUGGUGGUCCAGGCUGAUGGUCACUCACCAUCUAGAGCUAGUCAGAUUUUAGAGGAAGCAGUACUGCCAGAGCACCCUUUUAGUGGUGUGAAACAAGAACAGCAGAGCAAAUGGAUUGAAGAGUUGAACAAACAAAUAGAAGAUGACGGGCAAAGAAAAAUAGAAGAAAAAAUUGUAUCUUCAAAGGGUGAGGAACAUGACAGAUGGGCAGUGCAUUUUGAUUCUCAGUCUCAGCUGUCCUCUCGGUCAACAUACAAACAACCAGAGUACUUCUGUAUCUCUCCGGACCCUCAGGAGCUAGCUGAUAUCAGCAGUGUUUAUACACCUACAACUGGAAGCCAGAUUGAACCUUUAGAAGAGGAGUAUAUAGCAAAACCUGUUAGAGGUGCGGCAAUCCCAAACAGUCAAAAAACAAACUUUCUCCGUUCUAUGACUGCUCUCUUGGACCCAGCUCAAAUUGAAGAACGAGACAGGCGGCGACAAAAACAGUUAGAACAUCAGAAAGCCAUCUCUGCUCAGGUAGAAGAAAAGCGUAGGAAGAAGCAGUUGCAAGAAGAGCAAAGAAAGAAGGAAGAACAAGAAGAGGAGCUUCGCUUAGCACGGGAACGAGAAGAGAUGCAGAAACAGUAUGAAGAAGACAUACUUAAGCAAAAACAGAAGGAAGAAAUUAUAACUGUCAAGACAAAUGAACUCUUCCAGACAAUGCAGAGAGCACAGGAGCUGGCACAGAGACUAAAACAAGAACAGAGAAUCCGAGAAUUGGCUGAAAAGGGACAUGACACUUCUAGAUUGAUUAAAAAUCUUGGCGUUCAAGUGGAAUUUAAUGAAUCUACUAAGAACAUUUCAAAUUCAAGACAUGGCUUGGAUGAAGUCAGUGGUAAAAUGAACACCUGUAUCAAUUCUACGAACUCUCCUAAAAAGGAUACUGGUGUGCAAACAGCUCUUUUUUCAGAUGACUUAAAUAUUGCAAUAUUCACCAGCGCAGAAUCACAGUGUGGAUCAGUAAUGGAAAGGGAAAUUAUACAUUGUUCAUCUCCCGAGAUUCCUGCAGAAUUUAAUGAACAGUUUAACACUCAGAAAAAACAACAAGAACUAAGAAGUCAGAAUAAAGGAGCCAACUUAGAAAAAGGAAACAGUUGGUGUAAUGACCAGUGUAGUCAGUUCACAAGAACAGAGAAACAAACAAAACAUAUGAAGAAAUGUUCUAAAAGACCUGAAUGGAAUAUAAAUAAACCACUCAAAGGGUAUAUUCCAGCAUCAGAAAAGUACCCUAAACAGCUUCAAAAGCAGAGAGAAGAAAAAAAAGUAAGAAGGCAAAUGGAACUGCUACAUUUAGUAGAAAGAAAUAAUCCUGGAAACCUCUCUCAAAACAGAGGCACUUCACCAGUUCUUCAUUCAUCUCAUCAAGACACAGAGCCAAAGUUCAGGUGGCAUUUAGUCAAAAAGGAAGAAGAACCUCUGAAAAUUAAUUAUUUCAGCAAAGAAAGGUCUCAAUCACCACCAGUUCCUGUGAUAAAAAACAGAACUCAACAGACACUGAAAAAGAGUAAUUACGAAAGAGAGGAUCUGAUCUCAGGAGGCAAUCAAACAGAGUUAUCACCCAGGAUUUCUGAACCAUCUCAUUUUAUUCCCUAUGUUCGAACCAAUGAGAUCUAUUACCUUGAUCCAGAUGCGCCAUUGUCUAGGCCUCUAACCCAGGAUCCUCAGUAUCAAAAUCCACAUAAUUGUGACCAAGAACGACAGCUAUUUGACUUGGACAGGGACCCACUUCUUAAUCCUAACUUGGUGAAAAACAGGGAUAGACAGCAAGCAAUCCUAAAGGGACUAUCAGAACUGAGACAGGGCCUUCUCCAGAAGCAAAGGGAGUUGGAAACUAAUCUCAUGCCUUUAGCUGCCAAUCAAGAAGAUAACUUUAGUUCUUCAUUUUCAAUAUAGAAAAAUCAAAUCCUUCACAUUUGUCUUCCAAAUUAUAAAAUGUCCUCGUUGCUUAACUGUAUUUUUUCAAAUAGCCUAGAUUUAUUUUUAAAUGCUUAUUUAAAAUUUGUAUAUUCUGUAGUAAAAUGCUGUAUAUGUAUAUAUAAUAAUUUUUUUUAACAAUAAAACACUUUUCUGCUCUGUCACAA